This is a messenger RNA of Metopolophium dirhodum (rose-grain aphid), 780 nucleotides long. RefSeq names its product zinc finger MYM-type protein 1-like. The transcript has a single exon. Lineage: Eukaryota; Metazoa; Arthropoda; Insecta; Hemiptera; Aphididae. The record is from RefSeq and is a predicted model, not a curated record. Bases 1 to 780 code for a protein of 259 amino acids.
AUGUUUAAAUGUGUAAUUGAAAAAUGUGGUUUGAACUGGAAGAAAAAAUUAGUCGGUCAGUCUUACGACGGUGCUGCAAAUAUAAGGGGGUCAUACUCUGGACUCCAAGCACGAAUUCUUGAUGAAAAUCCAAAAGCUCUUUUUGUGUGGUGUCAUGCCCACAGAUUAAAUUUAAUAGUUUUAUCUGCUGUUGGAUCUUGUAUAGAAGCAGUAGAUUUAUUUGGGAAUAUGGAAAAACUUUACUGUUUUAUAACAAGCAGUAAAAAAAGAUCAGACAUUUAUAGAAUGAAGCAAAAAGAAAAACAAGUACAUGCAAUAAAAAGAGUUGGUACCACAAGAUGGAUGUCAAACUCAUUUGCCUUAGCAACAAUUUUUGAAACACUGGAAGCAAUAUUGGAUAUGUUAGAGGAAGUUAAAAAUCAAGAUUGCUCGUCAGAUUAUAAAAUAGCCACUGAAUGCAAUGGGCUAUUAAUGUAUUUUCAGUCUUCUCGUUUUAUUGUAACAGCAUUUAUGUUUAAGCAUCUGUUUGAUAUUCUAGGGCCUUUAAGUAAAUUAUUUCAAGGUAGAGAUUUAGACAUUUUGGCUGCCGUCAAUUAUUUAAAAAAAGCAGAAAAUAAUAUUAUUAUGAUGCGUAAUGAUGAAGUUUUUAAUGAUAUUUUUGAAGAAGCAAAAUCAUUUUCAGAAAAACAUUUUGGUGAUUUUGAAAUAAAUAAUUUACGAUCCUUUUGGAACAGGAAAAAAAAAGUUGUUCGACAAAUCGGAGAGAUAACUUUUGAUUAA